AUGUGCGGCGCUCCCUUUUACCCUCCUCCGAUCGCGACGCGCUUCGUCUACAACUCCAAGACGGCGACGGCGGAUGUCAUGGACUUGAGUUCGCCGGCCCCCUCCUCGUCGGAGACCGGCGCGCCGCCGUACGACACGCUGCCGGCUUUCUCGAUGGAGUCGUCGGCGCCGUACGCGGCGCUGCCGCCGCCGUCGCGGCAGCAGAAACUGAUGAUGAUGGCGGAGGAUGUCAUGGACGCGGGCUCCUCCGCCCCCUCGACGCCGUCCGACUGCUCCUCGACGAUGGAGACGACACCCUCGCCGCGCGGACCGCUGCCGGCCUUCCCAUCGAGCUCGGACGCGCCGCCGUGCGGGCUGGCGACGGCGCGGCAGAUUCCGGCGCCGCGCGUGGAGGUGCGCCAGGUGUGGGCGCAUAACUUCGACGCGGAGGCCAAGCUGAUCGAGUCGCUCCUGCCCAAGUUCCGGUACGCGGCGGUGGACACGGAGUUCCCGGGGACGGUGUACCGGCCGGCGGGGGCGGCGUACAUGCUCACGCCGGAGAGGCGGUACGAGCUGCUGAAGCAGAACGUGGACGCGCUGGACCUGAUCCAGCUCGGCCUCACGCUGUUCGACUCCGGCGGCCGCCUCCCGAGCCUCGGCGGCGGCGGCGGCGGCCCCGCGCGGUGCGUGUGGGAGUUCAACUUCCGCGAGUUCGACGUGCGCCGCCACCGCCACGCGCUGGAGUCCAUCGCGAUGCUGCGUGCCAAGGGCGUCGACUUCGACCGCACGCGCCGGCACGGCGUCGACGCUGCGGCGUUCGGGCCGCGGCUGCGCAAGUGGCUGCGCGCUGGCCUCGGCCGCGCCGGUAUCGUCACGUUCAGCGGCGGCUACGACCUCGCGUACCUGGUGAAGGUGAUCUACGGGCCCGGGUACGAGCUGCCCGGCACGGCGGCGCAGUUCGAGGGCGUCGCCAGGUCGCUCCUCCGGCGGCGGCUGUUCGACGUCAAGGAGAUGGCGCGGCUCUGCCCGGCCGACCUCCGCGGCGGGCUGGACAGUGUCGCCGGGAAGCUCAACGUGGGGCGCGCCGUCGGCGAGGCGCACCAGGCCGGCUCCGACAGCCUGCUGACCUGCCACACAUUCAUGAAAAUGCGAGAGAGCUACUUCGAUGACGACGGCAAGCUGGCGGUGGUCGCCGGUGUCCUCACCGACAUCACGGCGUACUGA
Setaria italica (foxtail millet) is the source of this 1203-nucleotide messenger RNA. RefSeq names its product probable CCR4-associated factor 1 homolog 11. Lineage: Eukaryota; Viridiplantae; Streptophyta; Magnoliopsida; Poales; Poaceae. Gene Ontology annotation, molecular function: poly(A)-specific ribonuclease activity; nucleic acid binding. The transcript is spliced from 2 exons. Gene Ontology annotation, cellular component: P-body; CCR4-NOT complex; CCR4-NOT core complex. Bases 1 to 1203 code for a protein of 400 amino acids. The record is from RefSeq and is a predicted model, not a curated record.